This is a messenger RNA of Xenia sp. Carnegie-2017, 936 nucleotides long. Its product is annotated as 2'-deoxynucleoside 5'-phosphate N-hydrolase 1-like. Gene Ontology annotation, cellular component: nucleus. NCBI's taxonomy places the organism in Eukaryota, Metazoa, Cnidaria, Anthozoa, Malacalcyonacea, Xeniidae. The transcript is spliced from 5 exons. The coding region runs from base 18 to 554 and encodes 178 amino acids. The record is from RefSeq and is a predicted model, not a curated record. Gene Ontology annotation, biological process: deoxyribonucleoside monophosphate catabolic process. Gene Ontology annotation, molecular function: 5-hydroxymethyl-dUMP N-hydrolase activity.
UUUUGAAUGUUGUCGUUAUGUGUCGGAACGUUUUAUUAUUUCGGUCACUUACGGUGAAUAGAUUUUGUUACAAAUACAGUCAUAGAAAUCUGCGAAUUUCCAGUAAGCUUAUGGAAAAAGAACCGAAGUUUUACUUUGCUGGAAGCAUUCGUGGCGGUCUAGGAGACGUGGAGUUAUAUAAAGACUUGAUUAAGUACUUGCAAACCUUCGGUCAUGUAUUCACUGAGCAUAUCGGAUCAAGUUAUUCAACGUCUUCGGGUGAAGUUGAGUUAACCGACAAGUUUAUUCACGACCGAGAUUUGUCGUGGCUCGACCAAAGCGACGCUCUUAUUGCUGAAGUAACACAACCGUCUUUGGGUGUUGGAUAUGAAAUUGGUCGAGCUAUUGAAAAAGGAAAGAAGAUUUUGUGUCUCUUUCGACCAGAAUGUGGAAGAGUUUUGUCCGCAAUGAUCCGAGGGGCGGAUGACGGUCGGCAGGUGAUUGUGAGGGAUUAUAAAGGUGAUGAAGCAAAAAAGAUCAUGAAAGACUUUCUGACUGCGAACGACUUGAUAUGAUCACGAGGAACUAUCAAGAUGUUUGCGAAUGAUAAGGGAACCCCAAGAACGAAGUAUAAAGAAAUUCAAACAGAAAACAGUUGAACUUGGUUUUGAAGAAAAGAAAUGGAUGAAAAAAUUAAUUAACUAACAAAGAAAAAGCUACAAUAGAAGUAUAACUGUAAAAAUGGACAAAAGAGAAGUUAAGAACAGUCGUUGAUGAAUUGAAAGUUUCUUUUAAACAAACACAGGAAGAUGGAAGGAGACAGAGGAAGCUUAUAAAGAAUGUGACUUGCUGCAAAUAAAUAUCAACACCUCAACACCGUAUAUAAGUAGAAAAUGAUCCUAGUUCAAUCUACAUGAAUUGGAAUUUAGAGCUAAUAGAGGUUGCUCGAUCAACUAA